CAUGUCUGUCCUCGCUCUCACUGUGUCCGUGCUGGUCCUGCUGCCCCCCCAGGCGGCGCUGGCCCGGUGGGCGUGUGCCCGGGCCUGUCCGGCCUCCUGCUCCUGCACUCAGGAGAAGAGCUGCAGCGUCCUGUGCGACCGCUCCGGCCUCGCUGAGCUGCCCAGAGAGUUUCCCUGCGAGGCCUCGGCCAUCAACGUGGACAAGAACCGGCUCAAGUUCCUGUCGGAGAGAGCGUUCGGGACGCUGCCGUCGCUCAGGUCCCUGUCUCUGGAGCACAACAACAUCUCCUUCAUCACUCCUGGAGCCUUCAAGGGCCUCUCCAACCUGGUGGAGCUGAAGAUGGCUCAUAACGAGUACAUCAGCUACCUCCACACUCGAACCUUCUCGGGCCUGAAGAAGCUGGUGCGUCUGGACGUGUCCGACUGUAACCUCUUCAACAUCCCCGACCGGAUCUUCCUCGAGCAGCCGGCGCUGAGGGAAAUGUUCUGCUUCGAGAACAACUUCAGGAGGAUCCCCGGGGCCUUCAGGGGGAUGGAGAACCUCACGCACAUCUACCUGGAGAGGAACCGGAUCGAGGCCGUGGCCUACAACUCGCUGCUCGGCCUGGGGGGGCUCAGGUACCUGAACCUCCAGGAGAACCGGAUCAACGUGAUCCACGACCAGGCCUUCCAGGACCUGCUGCGGCUGGAGAACUUCUACCUCAACGACAACGUGCUGACCGAUCUCCCUCGAUCCGCCUUCAAGGGCCUGAGCCGCAUCAAGAUGCUCAACCUGGGCGGGAACCGUCUGAUCAACGUGUCCAGGACCUGGUUCAGCGACCUGGUGGAGCUGGAGACCCUCUACCUGGACCGGAACCAGCUGCUGUUCAUCGAGGAGGGAACCUUCGAGAACCUGACCAGCCUCAUCACGCUGCACCUGAACAGCAACAACCUCACGGGCCUGCCCUUCCCCGUGUUCCAGCCCAUCUACUUCCUGGCUCGCCUCUUCCUCUUCAGGAACCCCUGGGAGUGCGACUGCUCCCUCAAGUGGCUCCAGGACUGGAUGGAGAGCUACAAGCUGGUGCGGGACAUCCCCUGCUCCUCGCCCUCCUCCGUGUCGGGCCUGGACCUCAGCGAGGUGGUCUUCUCCAAGCUGAACGGCUCCUGCCUGGACCCGGGGGAGCUGAACCUGACCACGGCGUCCUCGGAGGUCGUCUCCACCACCGAGAACCGCUUCAACAGCCUGGUCUCCAGGCUGCUGCAGCAGGAGCUCCGGGAGGAGAUGGGGAACGGGACCGAGAGCCUCGGCAACGGGACGCUGCCGGAGGAGGGGCAGCUCUCCUCAGGGGUCGGAGGUCGAGGGGCCGGCCGGUCACUUGUGGGCUUCACCGUGGGGGGGCUCCUCUUCGCUGUGAUUGGCCGGUCACACGCUCACGCAGGUCUUUAUUGCACAUGAGGAGCCGAGGAACCAGGAAGUAGAUUUUCAAAUUGCCGUCGAGCUGAAGGAGAAGUCGUCGAAGGAUUUGCUGUUCGCAGUCGGACGAAGUUUCUACUCUCGAGCUUCACAUCCGAUAAUCUGAGAUAUUUAUAGACACGUCGGCUUCAGACUCAUCUGCUGCAGCAGGUGUUGAUUUCAAACAGCGGAUUAAUGCUUCCAGAGGAGAACCUCCACGUGAACGUCCACCUUUCACAAGAACUCAAUUGAAUUAACAUGAUGUCAUAUGUGGGCGUGUUCUUGGUGUGUCAUUGGUGAAUGUGUAAAGUGAAGGAGUCGUGAUCUCCUGAGCAGAUGUCCUCGCUGCUCCUGCUCUUCAUGGCGGCUCCGCAGCUUUUCCCUGUAAAUUCAUUAAUCUCCUUAUUGACACUUUGCUUCGGCUCCUGUGGACGGACGGCUUCAUCUUUAUGGACGUGAUCUCUCUCCGUACAGGGGGCGGAGUGGGUGUGACCACCAUAUGUCCGCUGUGGACCGUGGGGGA
Molecule: messenger RNA, 1955 nt
Organism: Platichthys flesus (European flounder)
Lineage: Eukaryota; Metazoa; Chordata; Actinopteri; Pleuronectiformes; Pleuronectidae
Gene: nyx
Product: nyctalopin
Exons: 4
Coding region: 2-1435 (477 amino acids)
Cellular component (GO): plasma membrane
Molecular function (GO): protein binding
Source: RefSeq, a predicted model, not a curated record